AUGAUUGGAAGCAGCAUCUUUAUCCUGACUGGUACCGUCGUGAAGACUCGAGCUGGCCCGGCAACGUUUGUCGCCUACCUCCUGGCCGGUCUAGUAGCCUUCUUCAACGCCAUGGUCUACUCUGAACUGGCUUGCAGAUUUCCGAAGGCUGGUUCAGUGUACACCUACGCCUAUACUAUCCUCGGAGAGAUGCUGGCCUUUCUGACCGGAUGGGCCGUUCUUCUCGAGUAUAUCUUGAGCGCUGCAUCCGUGGCGCGCGGUUGGAGCAGCAUCCUCAACGCAAUGACCGGUGGUCAGCUCUUUAACUCGACGAUAGUCAUUUUCGGCAGGUACUGA
Messenger RNA from Protopolystoma xenopodis, 336 nucleotides. The record is from the annotation of a GenBank genome assembly. NCBI's taxonomy places the organism in Eukaryota, Metazoa, Platyhelminthes, Monogenea, Polystomatidea, Polystomatidae.